ACAGUUCUCUGCUCAGCGAUGGCUACGCAGACAGCAGAGCUCCAGCCCUUCAUCUCUGAAUGUGUGUCUCACACCUCCCGGUGCUGAGCUCUGAGGCUCCCAGUGACCUCUUGGUAAUCAGCCUUGGCUGGGUCCAAAUCCCCACCCCUUGGAAAAGUCACGGAGCCUGACGUCUGCCUGUGAGCCGCUUUCAGCAAAGACCUCACAAGCAGCUACUCAAUCUCUUGGUAGCAAAUUGCCAAACCAGGCCCGUUUCCUCAAAAGAUGGUAGAGGACUUAGCAGCUUCCUAUGUUGCUCUGAAAUUGGAGAAUGAAAUUCUGCAGGCUCAAGUGAAGAGGCUCACGGAAGAAAAUGCUGCCCUCCAGGCCCAGAUACCAGAGCUCCAGAAAUCCGGAGCAGCCAAGGAGCAUGAACCACCCCGAAAGCCCUCAGAGGCCCAAGAGCUCCCAGAGUCCCCAGAGCUACUGGAACUUCCAGCAGCCAGGGCUUCACAAAACCCCUGGGAACCCCCAGCAACCACAGAGCCCAGGGAGCCCACAAAGAUCAGAGAGCCCAGGGAACCCUCAGCCAUUAGCAAGCUCAGGGGACCCCCAGAGAUCAAGGAGCCCAGGGAACCUUCAACCAUUAGAAAGCCCAGGAGCCCUUCAGAGAUCAAGGAGCCCAGGGAACUUUCAGCCAUCAGAGACUUCAUGGGAAUCCCAGAGAUCCAGGAGCCCCAGGAGCCCCAGGAGCCCCAGGAGCCCCAAGAGACCAAUGAGUCUGGAGGACCCUCAGCCAUCACAGAGUUCAGGGGAUCCCCAGAGAUCAAGAAGUCCCAUUCAUCCCCAAAGUUCAAGGAGUGCUGGGGACUCCAGGAGUUUCCUAAGGUCAAGGAGUCCUGGGAGCCCCCAGAGUCCCUGGAUUCCACAACAGCCUGGGGACUCCAAGAGCUUUCAAAGUACAAGAAGGCUCACAAACCCCCAGAGCUUCAGGAUCUCGCAGCCUGGAACCCUGCAACAGUCAAGGAACACCAGGAGAUCCAGAAGGCUCUGGAGUCCCCAGCAACCCAGAAGCCCCAGGCAUCCCCAAGGGGUUAUGAUCUCCCAGCAGUCGGUGAGGCGGAGCCCACAGACAACCAGGGUACCCCAGCCCUCAAGGAGCUCCAGAAUUCACAGCUCCACAACCCUACAAAUGAUGCGGAGCCUCAGACGGUUCCAGAACACCAGGAGACCUCAUCACAGCCUGAGCCCCUUGAGCAUCCAGCUACCCAGGAGACUCUGGAGCCUCAGGUGCUCCAGGAGCCCCUUGACCCCUCAGAUGCCAAGGAGUUCCUAGAACUCUCAGUACCUGAAGAGUCCCUAGAGGGCCUAAUAGUUGUGAGAACAGGAACAGAACAGGCUCACCAUGAAAUAGAGGCUCCAACUUUGCCCCUAGAGUACCCUUUGGCCUUCAGUGAGGAUUUUCAGAAACUCUCUGAGUUUUUAGUUCAGUUGAACAGUUACCUAAGAACCAGAGGGUAUCCCACUGAAGCAGCUCUCGUGAGCUUUGUUGGCAGCUUCUUCUCAGGUGAGGCAGGAAGGUUGUUCCAGCCCUUAUUAGAUAGCCAAACCUCCCUGCUGGAGCAAUUUGAACGGCUCCUGCGAGCGCUUCAAGAUACUUUUGACAAUCCAGACAGUUUGGAAGUUGCUAACCAGGGCCUCCCUCAGCUUCGCCAAGGAGAAGGCCUUGCUCCCAGAUACUCAACCCGUUUCCACCUCAUUGCUCAAGAGUUAAAUUUGGGUGAAAGCACACUCUGCAUCCAAUUUCAAGAAGAGCUUGCCAGUUCUAUUCAAAACGAACUGUCUUGCAUAAGUCCAGUCACCAACCUAUCUGAUGUGACCAUUGAGUGUGUCACUCUAGAAGAGAAGGCAAGUGGUGGGGCUGAUUCCAGUUCAUCAUCCUCUGAAGAGGAAAAUGGGUCCGAGAGUCCACCCACUGAAAACCAGCCUGUUCAAGCUACAAGUAAUCGCCCUCAUCUCAGUGAGGCUGAACGGGCCAGACGCCGCGAAGGUCACUUGUGCCUCUACUGUGGCCAUCCUGGUCAUUUUGCCAGAGACUGCCCUGUUAAGCCUCAGCGUGCCCAGCAGGCGGGAAACAUGGAGGCCCGGCGGUAAGGGGGAUCCCGGGCGGGCCAAUCUAUAAAUACGCGUCCCCCUCUCUUCCCAUAUCUAUGUCCCGUACCCUAUGGCUAACUGUUGAGAUUAGGCUUGGAAGACGGCAGUUCUUUGAACAAGCAAUGGUGGAUUCAGGCUCCUACAGAAACAGCAUCGACCGCUCUGUGGUUCUUCGAGAGAAGAUACCAAUCCGCAAUAACAUCUUCCCUCUCAUGCUCGAAACUGUCGAUGGGCGUCCACUGAUUAAUGGACCCAUAACCAAAGAAACGCCACCUGUUGAAGUCAAAAUUGGAAAUCACGUUGAAGAGCUCCAGUUUGACAUUAUUCAUGCACCACGCUACCCUCUGAUUCUUGGAAUCCAUUGGCUUGAGACACAUGACCCGAACAUCGAGUGGAGUACCCGAACUGUGUCCUUUCCAUCGCAUUAUUGUCAUUACAAUUGUUUCAGGAACAGGUGGAAUCGAAGACGGCGUGAUGAAAUAAUUGCUGGUUAGAUGGUGGGUCCUAGUGACUUCUGACCAUCUGCCUUCUGUUACCUCAGCUGUCAUCAGCAUUUGCUGCUCUCUGAAUCUUCCAGUGAACCUCUGGCUAUGAAAGAAGGCUACCUGUACAACGACGCUGCCUCUUGGAUGAUGGACUGAACCUGACGACUUUGAGCUGCUUUUCCCCACCAACCUUGCAUGCCUCCCUCUUUGAACCCUACAUUAUGUAGGGCUGUUUUUUUUUUAAUCACAAUUCACACUAACAAUAUGCAUGCAAAUAGAUAUUAGAAACUAAUACUGAAAAGUGUAGCUGUUAGAUUGAUUUUGUUUUUUUUAACCAAAAUUUAUCACAUAUUUCUGUCUUUUUUUUCAAUAAAAGCAAUUUUCAAGUAAUAUUUUAAGUAAUCAAUAAACAAUGGAAACUUUUA
Messenger RNA from Rattus norvegicus (Norway rat), 3043 nucleotides. It is a transcript of the gene Rtl3, whose product is annotated as retrotransposon Gag like 3. Lineage: Eukaryota; Metazoa; Chordata; Mammalia; Rodentia; Muridae. Gene Ontology annotation, molecular function: nucleic acid binding; zinc ion binding. The transcript is spliced from 2 exons. The record is from RefSeq and is marked validated. The coding region runs from base 265 to 2133 and encodes 622 amino acids.